AGAGCCAAUCAGAGGGCACCGCUGGACGGAGGGCGGGAAAAGACGAACUACCUUCGAGCGGCCAUGGUCCAGGUCUUGGUACCUGGACCUCUAUGGGUUCUAUGGUUGGUGCGGGCGGCGCUGGCCACCGUAUACUUCCAGGAAGAGUUCCUCGAUGGAGAAAGUUGGAGGAAUAGAUGGAUACCUUCCACUAAUGACUCCAACUUUGGGCAUUUUAGGCUAUCAUCAGGAAAAUUUUAUGGUGAUAUACAGAAAGAUAAAGGUCUGCAAACCACAGAAAAUGCAAAAUUUUAUGCUAUCUCCUCACGAUUUAAACCAUUUAGUAAUAAAGGAAAGACUCUGGUUAUUCAGUAUACAGUAAAACAUGAACAGAAGAUGGAUUGUGGUGGGGGUUAUAUUAAGAUCUUUCCUUCAGACUUGGAUCAGAAGAACUUAAAUGGGAAGUCACAGUAUUACAUUAUGUUUGGACCUGAUAUUUGUGGAUUUGAUAUCAAGAAAGUUCAUGUUAUUUUAUUUUACAAGGAUCAAUAUCAUUCAAACAAGAAACCAAUCAGGUGUAAGGUUGAUGGCUUUACACAUUUAUACACUCUGACUUUAAGACCAGAUCUAACUUAUGAAGUGAAAAUUGAUACUGACAUAAUUGAAUCAGGCAACAUAGAAGAGGAUUGGAAUUUAAGACUUAGAAAACUGGAGAAAUCUGCAAUGAAGAUGCCUAAGAACUGGGAAAAAUCUCAGAAUGAUAAGCUCAGUGAUGUUCCAUCUCAGGACUGGGAUAAACAUUUUUUGGAUGCCAGUGCUAACAAGCCUAGUGACUGGAAUAGUGAGUUGGAUGGAGAAUGGCAGCCAUCAGUGAUCCAGCAAACUAAAUAUAAACAUGGAUUGAAAUCACAGAAUAUGGAUAAUUCAGAUUAUAAAGAUGUUUGGCUCCAUCAGAAGAUUGAAAGCUCAGGAUACUUGCAAGAUUUUGAACUCUCAGAAUAUGAGAAUAUUGGUGUUAUUGGACUGGAACUUUGGCAGGUAAGAUCUGGAACCAUCUUUGAUAACUUUUUGAUCACUGAUGAUGAGAAUUAUGCUGCAGAGUUUGGACUGAAAACCUGGGGAAGGACAAAGGGUCCAGAGAAGGAAAUGGACAUGAUACAAGCUAAGGAAGAAAUUAAAAAAGCAAGAGAGGAAGAAGAACAAUUGCUAAGAGAAAGCAUUAAGGAAAAGCAUUUCCAAACUCAACAUGUAAAAGACGAGCUCUAGUUAUCUUUAUUCUUAGUUUUGAUAACUGAUAAUAUUAAUAUGACUUCUAUUUAGUUCUAUAUUUAAAAGGCUCACAUGCUUGCAUAAUAAUUUGUUCUCUGUCAAAAUUUCCUAGAAAAAUGUUCUGCUACUUUUUGGUGGUAUCAUCAUUUACCCCCCCAGACAAGUUCCUGUCUGUCAGUAUGUUACUUUUCAAUCAAAAUUUAAUAUGCAUCAUAUCAAUAAUGGAGGGAAAAGAAAACUUUUGGUUUAAGCUAGAAUUUGGUAAGGCUGUAUAAAACAAGGAUGUGUUAAUGUUUUCUUGAGUUGUGAAUAAUAUAUAUGAACCUUUUCAGUCUAAAAUCUGUAGCCAAAAGUGUUGGCAUAAAAAAUUGUGCAUAUCUAUCAUUCAUAUUUUGUUUUUAUUGGAAAGAGCAAUUAUUUUCACGCAUGCAUUUUCCUUUGCAAUAAAUAUUUUAAGCUUUUGGUCAUUUA
Sarcophilus harrisii (Tasmanian devil) is the source of this 1719-nucleotide messenger RNA. It is a transcript of the gene CALR3, whose product is annotated as calreticulin 3. Gene Ontology annotation, cellular component: endoplasmic reticulum; endoplasmic reticulum membrane. The transcript has 9 exons. The coding region runs from base 64 to 1245 and encodes 393 amino acids. Gene Ontology annotation, molecular function: calcium ion binding. NCBI's taxonomy places the organism in Eukaryota, Metazoa, Chordata, Mammalia, Dasyuromorphia, Dasyuridae. Gene Ontology annotation, biological process: protein folding. The record is from RefSeq and is a predicted model, not a curated record.